AUGCUUGCCGAAGGUUUUCAUCUUUUUUUUCAAAUUGUAACCGUUUAUACCACUAAACCAAAGUUGCGCUGGUAUUAUAUAUUAGGGUGGGGAAUCCCCACCGUUAUCGUAUCUGUAUCUGUAGGAUUACGCUUAGAAUAUUAUGGCAUCAAUAAAAUAUGCUGGCUAUCCAUUAAUAGUGGACUAAUUUGGGCGUUUGUUGGUCCCGCAAUAGCAAUUAUUGCUGUUAAUUUCAUUAUUUUACUGAUCGUGAUUCGUAUCGCUGCAUCAAAAGCAGCUUUCCAAGUCAGUGCCAGGAGUAUAGGGCGUUGGAAAAGUUUUAAAUCUAGUGCUAAAGCGAUUGCUGUUUUACUACCAAUUUUGGGUUUAACUUGGCUGUUUGGAAUACUUUCAAUUGAUGCUAAUACAAUAUUUUUUAGUUAUCUUUUUGUUAUAUUUAACGGAUUACAGGGAGUUUCCUUCUUUAUCAUGCACUGCCUUCUGAAUACAGAGAUUCGAUCUACACUUCUUCGUCGUGCCAAUAAGUUUAGAUAUGAAUCCAGCAGCGGUCCAUCGAUGUUGAAGGCUGUAAGAAAGAAAACCAAUGUUACUAGUUUUGCUAUGGCCGAUCAUGAAAUACAGCAUGCACGAGCUAGCAGCAUCUCCAUGGAUAAUGACGAUGAUAUUGGCUUACAACGCUUGUAUACUGGAACAUCCAUUCUUCGGCAUCCUUCUGGGACUCCUUCUUGUAAUACGGUGAUUAGUGCUUUCAGUUUUCCGGAAGAAAAUGAGACUAUUCUUAACCAGCCGACGGAUUAG
This is a messenger RNA of Trichoplax adhaerens, 798 nucleotides long. RefSeq lists its product as uncharacterized. Gene Ontology annotation, biological process: cell surface receptor signaling pathway; adenylate cyclase-activating G protein-coupled receptor signaling pathway. The coding region runs from base 1 to 798 and encodes 265 amino acids. The transcript has 10 exons. Gene Ontology annotation, molecular function: G protein-coupled receptor activity. Gene Ontology annotation, cellular component: membrane. NCBI's taxonomy places the organism in Eukaryota, Metazoa, Placozoa, Uniplacotomia, Trichoplacea, Trichoplacidae. The record is from RefSeq and is a predicted model, not a curated record.